GCACUAAAAUAUAAGACACAAUCCAUUAAUCUAAUUCGCAGUGUACCUCACUCGGACGUAAAGUAGUUGUGUUUUACCCGAUAUUGCACAGGAUAUACAAUGAUACAAAGCGUCACCAGUCACUUCAUGGGGACUGCAGCAUAAGAGGACACUUAUUGUUUCGACAACGCUACCUACACUUGGAGACAAAGCUUGGGAGUAAUCAUAAUUUGCAUCCUCUUUGGAGGCUCGAAGAAGUAUCACUUAACAACACUUUCCUACAAGAUAAAUAAUUUCGUUAUCAACUACAAGUUCGCCUUUCUUAGAGUUAUCGAUUAAAUUUUCAGAAGUAUCACUGCUCGUAACAUAAACACCAUAAAAGCCAACAACUCUGCACAUUGAUUAAUAUUAUUACGUUUAACAAGUCUCCGUUACGAUGAGUUCUUAGCUAGGAAAUGUUCGAUUAAAUUUUAGCCGUUUACGGUGCUAAUUAUUCUUUAAAAUUACUUCUAGAUAUUGCUACGAUUUUGGGUCUUUCAGUUAGGUUAUUUUUCGUACCGUAAAUGUCCACAUCCGGACGAUUUCGAUAAAAUUAUCUAUGCAUGACUAUUCGUCGCGAUUGAAAUAUUGACAAGAGGACAUGAAAUUUUCACAAGUACUUAAUACGUACGUACCAAUUUGUAAUACGUUCUGUAUUCAACCCACUACUUACUCCAAUCUUCAUGGGGCGGUUUACUAUAUCAAGAAGGAGUACCUAUAAUAGUAGUUUAUAUUACAUUUUACACACGCAAUUCAGUUAGUGUGCUACAUAUAUAAGUUCUCUCUUUGGAAAAAUAGCAUUCGCCUUUUUUUCUAAAUGGGAAUCUCACAAAACACCGACGCAUUUAAGUUUCAAAGACUAUUAAUGGAAACUGCGGGAUUUUGGCCAAGAAGAGAAGCCUCAAUUUUCUACCUGAUUUACGGAUUAUCUGCCUACGGAAUUGUGGUAUUAUUCGCAGUGUCUUUGCUAUUGAGUACCAUGGUUGUGAAAGAUUUUAAACAGUUAAUUCUAGGAUGGUCGAUGUUUACAGCCAUGCUCAAUUGCUCACUAAAAUUUACGGUUUUCCGUGUUAAAAUGCCGGCCUUUUUGGAGCUUUUGGACUUCAUUCGUUCCCCUCAUUUCUUUUAUCACAGAGAGGAGUUCGACCAUCACCUCAAACGAAUUAUUAAAAUUGCGACUGUUGUGGUGAAGCUGUUUUUUUGUAGCGGCAUGACCACGUAUACCUGUUUAAUAUCGGCUCCGUUAUUUUCGAAAGAGGAAAGAAUCACGCCGUUUCCGUUUCCGUUAGACUUAAAACAGUAUUCUGUCAUGGUUUACAUUUUGGUGUACGUUUUUCAAAGCGUUGCUCUUUUUGCGGCUGCUUGGAUAAGUAUCGGAUUCGAUAAUUUAUCGACGGGAAUGAUGGGUCUGUGUUCCGCGUAUUUUGCUAUUUUACGUCAAACUAUAAUUUUUGCGACUGAAGAAUUUCGCAAUGAAAAACUCGAUAACAUCAAUUUGUAUAGUAAACAUGAUAAGCAAAUUUACAGAGAUUUGAGUGACUGUUCGACUCAUCACCUUGCUGUAAUCAGCUUUACACAACAAAUCGAGAAGAUAUUCUCUUAUGUGUUCUUAAGCCAAUUCUUAUGCAGUGCUGGCGGCAUUUGCCUUUCAGGAUUCACGUUUAUAAACUCAGAACCUGGAAGCCCGGAGUGUAUAUUUGCCUUGAACCUUAUGGGUACACUCAUGUUCCAGAUCACGUUGUAUUGCGCUUACGGAAAUGAAGUUACUGUUCAGAGUGCUAUGGUAUUAGACGCUUGUUACAUGACUGAAUGGAUCUAUUGUGGCCCAGAAGUGCGUCGAAGUUUAUUCCUUAUUAUGGAACGUUCGAAACGUCCGUUGGCGUUAACAGCAGGCAAAUUCGUAAACCUUUCCCUUUCGUCAUUGGUUUCAGUGAUAAAAUCUGCUGGUUCUUAUGCAAUGGUUUUGUAUCAACUGUACCACUCCUAAUCUAUGUAUCGCAUCACGUCACAUUUACACAAGUGUCUUUUUGAAAUAAAGUUUGUGCACAACCAUUUA
Messenger RNA from Photinus pyralis (common eastern firefly), 2074 nucleotides. Its product is annotated as odorant receptor 46a-like. Gene Ontology annotation, cellular component: plasma membrane. Gene Ontology annotation, biological process: detection of chemical stimulus involved in sensory perception of smell; sensory perception of smell. Gene Ontology annotation, molecular function: olfactory receptor activity; odorant binding. Bases 836 to 2005 code for a protein of 389 amino acids. The transcript is spliced from 6 exons. NCBI's taxonomy places the organism in Eukaryota, Metazoa, Arthropoda, Insecta, Coleoptera, Lampyridae. The record is from RefSeq and is a predicted model, not a curated record.